GAGUCCCGGGGGACCUCCUUCAGAAGGAUUCUGGGAACAUUCUUCAGCUGAUCAUCUCUGCUUACGAAGAACUGCGGUCUGAGGUGGAACUGGAAGUAUUAGGGGACACAGAAGGACUCAACCUGUCUUUCACAGCUAUCUGUAACAAUGGCAUCAUCUUCCCACACCAAAAGAAAUGUUCCCAUAUGAAAGUCGGAGACACAGCAUCCUUCAAUGUGACUGUGAGCAUAUCCAACUGCGAGAAACGAAGCAGGAACCUUAUCAUAAAGCCUGUGGGGCUGGGGGACACCCUGGAAAUACUCGUCAGUGCAGAAUGUGACUGUGACUGCCAGAGAGAAGUAGAAGCCAACAGUUCUAAGUGCCACAAUGGGAAUGGCUCCUUCCAGUGUGGGGUGUGUGCCUGCAACCCUGGCCACAUGGGUCCUCACUGCGAGUGCAGCGAGGAUACGGUGAGCACAGAUUCCUGCAAGGAGUCUCCAGGUCACCCCUCAUGCAGCGGAAGCAUCUACGGACCCUACUGCCAGUGCGACAACUUCUCCUGUCUGAGACACAAAGGCCUACUCUGCGGAG
Messenger RNA from Arvicanthis niloticus (Nile rat), 570 nucleotides. RefSeq names its product integrin beta-6-like. Lineage: Eukaryota; Metazoa; Chordata; Mammalia; Rodentia; Muridae. Gene Ontology annotation, molecular function: integrin binding. Gene Ontology annotation, biological process: cell-matrix adhesion; cell migration; cell-cell adhesion. The record is from RefSeq and is a predicted model, not a curated record. Gene Ontology annotation, cellular component: focal adhesion; cell surface; integrin alphav-beta6 complex.